Messenger RNA from Otolemur garnettii (small-eared galago), 1829 nucleotides. RefSeq names its product leucine zipper tumor suppressor 1 (gene LZTS1). The record is from RefSeq and is a predicted model, not a curated record. Gene Ontology annotation, biological process: regulation of synaptic plasticity; regulation of dendrite morphogenesis. NCBI's taxonomy places the organism in Eukaryota, Metazoa, Chordata, Mammalia, Primates, Galagidae. Gene Ontology annotation, cellular component: dendritic spine. The transcript is spliced from 3 exons. The coding region runs from base 32 to 1798 and encodes 588 amino acids.
CCAGCCCAGCCUUCUUCGGCCCAGAGUCGCCAUGGGCAGCGUCAGCAGCCUCAUCUCCGGCCACAGCUUCCACAGCAAGCACUGUCGGGCGUCCCAGUACAAGCUGCGCAAAUCUUCCCACCUUAAGAAGCUGAACCGGUGUUCCGACGGGCUGCUGCGCUUCGGCUUCUCCCAGGACUUGGGUCAUGGCAAGUCUAGCUCCAAAAUGGGCAAGAGCGAAGACUUCUUCUACAUUAAGGUCAGCCAGAAGGCCCGGGGCUCCCACCGCCCAGACUACACAGCGCUGUCCAGCGGAGACCUAACGGGCCCGGCGGGGGUGGACUUCGACCCAUCCACCCCACCCAAGCUCCUGCCCUUCUCCAAUCAGCUAGACAUGGGCUCUGACAAAGGUGUGGCCAGGCCCACCGCUUUCAAGCCUGUGCUGCCGCGCUCAGGGGCCACCCUACACUCUUCCCCGGAGAGCGCCGGCCACCAGCUGCACCCCGCUCCUCCAGACAAACCCAAGGAGCAGGAGCUGAAGCCCAGCCUGUGUUCAGGAGCACUGUCUGACUCCGGCCGCAACUCCAUGUCCAGCCUGCCCACGCACAGCACCAGCAGCAGCUACCAGCUGGACCCGCUGGUCACCCCCGUGGGACCCACCAGCCGUUUUGGAGGCUCGGCCCACAACAUCACCCAGGGCAUUGUCCUCCAGGAUAGCAACAUGAUGAGCCUGAAGGCACUGUCUUUCUCCGACGGGGGCAGCAAGCUGGGCCACGCAAACAAGGCAGACAAGGGCCCCUCCUGCGUCCGCUCGCCCAUCUCCACGGACGAGUGCAGCCUCCAGGAGCUGGAGCAGAAGCUGCGGGAGAGGGAGGGCGCGCUGCACAGGCUGCAGCGCAGCUUUGAGGAGAAGGAGCUGGCCGCUGGCCAGGUCUACGAGGAGCGGCCGCGGCGCUGCCGGGACGAGCUGGAUGGCGGCGGCAAGCUGAAGCCGGCCUCGCAGAAGAGUCAGCGCGCCCAGCAGGCGCUGCCCCUGCAGGUUCUGCAGCUGCAACAGGAGAAGCGGCAGCUGCGGCAGGAGCUUGAGAGCCUCAUGAAGGAGCAGGACCUGCUGGAGACCAAGCUCAGGUCCUACGAGAGGGAGAAGACCAGCUUCGGGCCUGCCCUGGAGGAGACACAGUGGGAGGUGUGCCAGAAGUCAGGCGAGAUUUCCCUUUUGAAGCAGCAGCUGAAGGAGUCCCAGACGGAGGUGAACACCAAGGCCAGUGAGAUCCUCAGCCUGAAGGCGCAGCUGAAGGACACACGGGGCAAGCUGGAGGGCCUGGAGCUGAGGACGCAGGACCUGGAGGGCGCCCUGCGCACCAAGGGUCUGGAGCUGGAGGUGUGCGAGAACGAGCUGCAGCGCAAGAAGAACGAGGCGGAGCUGCUGCGGGAGAAGGUGAACCUGCUGGAGCAGGAGCUGCUAGAGCUGCGCGCCUUGCCCCGGGAGCCCGUCCUGCCUGCCAUCCCCGAGGAUAUCCCGGCUCUGCAGCGGGAGCUGGAGCGGCUGCGGGCCGAGCUGCGCGAGGAGCGGCAAGGCCACGACCAGAUGUCCUCAGGCUUCCAACACGAGCGGCUGGUGUGGAAGGAGGAGAAGGAGAAGGUGAUCCGGUACCAGAAGCAGCUGCAGCAGAGCUACCUGGCCAUGUACCAGCGGAACCAGCGCCUGGAGAAGGCCCUACAGCGGCUGGCCCGCGGGGAUGGCGCAGGGGAGUCCCUGGAGAUUGACCUAGAAGGAGCUGACAUCCCCUACGAGGACAUCAUAGCCACUGAGAUCUGAGAGGCCACCUGGGAAAGUUAGGCCUGAGGAC